UUAGUGCGGAUCGAAUUUUGCAAUGUUGAUGCAUUCGAUAUAUGGUUACACAACCACAGGCCAUUGCAUCGCAUUCAGUCGAUGAUGAUGACGACGACACCGACGAAAAGAGAUGACUUUGAUUUUGAUUAAGGUUUACUUUAUCACGACGCCUGUAGCCUAAAUUUAAAUUUGGAAAGUGUGGCCAUGCCACGAAACAUCUCUAGCAAUAGCGGCAUUAACAUCAGCAGCGGUGAUGUGUUGGCCGUUGAGAUGAAGCCUAGGGGGUAGACACAACAUUUAAAACUUGAAUCUUUUUAGAUCUUUUCAAAUCUAUAGGAAUCUCAAAUCUCGAGCAAAUCCAAAUACUUUUGAAUCUCUAUGAAUCCUUAUAAAUCUUCUCAAAUCAAAAUGGCUGACUUGUCAAGAAGGUCAAACAAAUCAGAUGAAGCCAAAACAAAGAUGGGAUAUAUGUGCGCUGCCCGAGUGUUCGAAAUUGGCCAUGGUGUGCGGAACAAAUGCCGAUUUUGUGCAAUGCAACAUCUCAAGGUGGGUUUGGUGUUUGCCGCCUGCGCCGCCACACACAAUUUACCUAAUUGGAAUGUCAUUUUCUGGUCCAUGUCCCAUGAUAAUUGUUUAUUUUUGGACGAAAAAAACAACAAUAACACAUACAAGUUAGGGGACGACAAGUACAUCAGCUCAGCAAAUACUGUCCGUUAGAUAUAUUCUCUGGUGACGCUGUACUCAUGAAAAAAUCCAUACGUAAUUUAAUCACUGCUCCUCAAAGUAAUUUUCGAAUUUUUCGGAAUGGGCAGCUCGUGUAUGGCGAUGAUGAUGAUGAUGACUAUCAGGAGCAUGCUUUACAAUCCAUAUUAUCCCCGUACUUUGGUGCAAAUUCAAAUAACGUGAACGAUUUUAUAUCGCUGUUGGUGAAUAAGUUGCAAUAUGAUGACACAGGCAAACGAUAUUAUUUUGGAUUCGGAAACAGCGGAAAAUCAACUCUUUGCAUGUAUUACAUCAAAUUCCAGCCAUUUACCAAAGCAAUCGAUAUUGAAACGUGUUCUUGACUUACAACUACUUGCAAAGAAAACCAUUCCAUAUGUUGCCCAAAAAUAUGCCGAGCACUCAAAAGGAUGGGAAAAUUUAAUCAGAAGCAAACAAUGGCCACACUUACAUGUCAUCGCAUUGUAUGAGAAACUGGGAUGCCAAAUAACCCAUCAAAAUCCCGUUGAUGUAAUUGACUAUGAAUAUUUGAAAAGUACGUGCAAUUUGAGUGACGAAGAAAUAUAUGAGAUUGGAGCGACUGCGCUCGACUCCUCCAUCAUGCUGACAUUUCAGAGUUGCGGCCAACAAACCAAUCAUAAUCAUCAUAAUUUGGGACCGGUGUACAAAUCCAUCAUUCAAACCAUUUGACGACAAUAAAUGCAACGCAUAAAGGUGAUCUUCCAUUUGGUUCGACUAAAAAUUCGUCUAAAGUUUGCGGAUGAAAUAUAUCGGGAAUGCCAUGUUCUACAUAACUGCACACACAGUCACGCAAAAUCAAUUUGCAAACACUAACACCGAACAUCAUCAAUUGCCCAGUCCCGAUCCAUAUUCGGUGUGCAUUGAUCCACUUGGUCCAUACGGAUUGGACACUACCGAUGAAAAGAAACCACCAAUCAUUCUACUUCCGUAUACAAUUGACAAAUUGCCUAGAAAGAGCAGCGGUGAUCUACAUCAGAUGGUUUCAGAACUCACACGACAUCAGUAAGCAGUACGAAAUCGUUGUUGAGCGACACAAGUUCGGAUCAAACCGGUGCUCAUUGGGGUAGUGAAUCGAUUUUUGUGAUAAUGAUAUGAUGGCAUUAAUAUUUGCACUUUUGCUAUUAACGCUAAUCACUUUAGUUUCUAUUAAAAUAAUCGGUUAAAAACCGUUCGAUAGAUUUGCUCAAAUUGAAAAUUCGGAUAAUAAAUCCCAUUUGGAUUUAGAUUAUAAAAUAGUAUUGGAAACAAUGACAAAGAGUUUCAAUUAAAGAAAUAAGUACAAUCGAUUUGAUCAGAGCUGAAAAAAACACUCUGUGUGUGUGCGCACGUAACUAAGAACGCACUCACAGUAGAUGUGCGGUGCACAUAACGCUUGUAUUUUUGGUGUGCGUGCACAUUUACAUAGAUUUCGGUUCUACUGUCAAAUUUUGGCGGAAUCGUUCGUUGGCAGAUGCCAACUGUGAGUGCGUUCUUAGUUACGUACGCGCACACACAGAGUGUUUUUUCCAGCUCUGGAUUUGAUAGAGGAAGCGAAAAAAAACAGUGUAUAAUUUAGAUAAUAAUUCAAAAUAGCCCGUGUUUGGACUUUACUGUAAAUGUUUUUUGUACAUGCGUUCAAUAAAUCGUUGUGAUGUCGCUUGUACGUGUAACGGAAGGAAAAAAAAUAUUCCACUUGUUUUCUUUCUGUAAAUGCUUAUCGAUGACUUUUGAGUACUCUUUCACCAAUACUCUAAUUGAUUGGUGAAUAUCGCGUUGAAAGUACAUGCGAUCACUUUUUGUUUUAAUUUGCUGGUUCUGUGCUUGCUUCUGAAAAGUGCUUGCACUUCUCAACGGAAGCAGUAGCAUCAGGUUCUGCUUUCUUAUUUAUUUAUGCUUUUUUUAAUGAUGUGAAUGGGUUUUCAAUGGGCAGUAGCAACGAGCUUACAUGUCGGCAAAUAUGUCACGUAGACAAUUGGAAACAAAACAACGCAUUACAUUGACAUUCUAGCGACUUAAGCGUUCCAUUUAUCUAUUUUACCACGAAUUCCUAUUGUCGUUUUUAUUCUUAUGGUCGCGGUAAACAGCAGCCGGUGUUGGCAUUAGCAGCAUCAGUGGUCACAGCGUUGUGUUCUCCGAUGAGUGUGUGUGUGCAGUAAACACAUCUGUGCACACAAGCAAUCGGCACAGACGAGCUAAGCGUUAGUUUCGUGUUAGCGAUAUAUCGAGUCUGUUAUAUUUGUUUUUUUGUGUGUGUGUCAAAUCAGAAGUUACCAAGUUCAAAACAAAACAACAAACAAGUAAUCUCUAAUAGCAACACACACAAAAACUAUACGAAGCAAUUGAGACAUCUUGAGCAUUGUGUGAGUUUGGAUUGAAUACAGUUCGCUUUGUUUUUGUUCUUUUGUCGUUCGGUUUUCUUCUUUCGCAAAAAAACACCUUUGCAAUUUUCAAAACCGUGAUAGUGUGAGUUGUAAUUGCUAUCGCGCGUGUUAAAUCUCCCUCCUUUUCUCUUUGUGUUGAUGUAAUUGUGCAAAAACGCAGCAUUGAACGACUGUAUGAUACGUCGAUUGGAUUAUGUGAACAAAAAUUUGGUGUGAAUCAUGCGAGUGCGGAUGUAAUGUUUCGAUUCUCGGUGACAAACCAUUGAAUAGUGUUGUUCCGAAACUGUUUACCGUAGCAAUUCUCAUUUUUCUUCGUGUGAUUUUUUUUUUCGCUGUAUUUGGCUCUAGAGAAUUAUCAGAGAGUGUCAUUCGAGUAACAAGCGACCAAAUUGUAACAUAACUAACGAAUUAAUGAAAAGUUUAUUGUUUGCCUAACAAAAACAACAACUAAUUUCGCGGCUUUUCCCUUUUAAUCAUCGUCUGUGACUCAUAACAACCGAAAAAACAUCGCUAACAAGAACGGAAAAAUAAAUUGCCACGGAAAACCGUUCAUAAUUGAAACGAAAUAAGUUCGAGUGAGUGAAAUAGUUUAAAAUUGAAGGGACAGUUGCAAAAUUCAAUUCGUAAUCACUCGGUCAUGGUCGAAGAUAAAAAUAUUAUUGAUAAAUUGUGAAUUGACCAAAGAAUCCACAAAAUCAAACAAAUCGAAUUGUGAUAAUGCACGAAGUGUUUAGCCGUUGAUUGCAGUUGAGAAUAGCAAGGAACAACAACAACAGCAGCCACGUCAGCAUCACCAUCAACAUCAGCAUCGACCAUUUCAGUUUGGUGUACGUGGCGGUGAAAAGAAAAUACAAGAAGUUACCGUUAUCGCUGCAGAUCACAAUAGUCUAAACGCAAAUUUUACCAUUGAUUCACGGGCUUGCUACAAACCUGAGAAAAAGCAUUCGAUUCGAAGCGAAGCGGUGAUUGACGAUUGGCCAUUUGAACUUGAGCAUUCCACAGUCAAAUUAAAGCCUGCAGAGAGCAACGGAUAACCGAUGGAUCCAAAGGAAAAUUACUUGCAAUUGGUGUACGACAUCUGCAAGGGCCGAGGGUGGUACAGCUCCCGAAAGUUCGGUGUCAACAGCCACGACAUGGCCGAUCAAUUGGGCUUGCCACACAACACCCAAAUUCACAAAGCCCUCGCAACCAUCAUCGUGACGGCGUGUGCGAUGGUGAAGACCGCGUUGAAGGAGGAGCGUGUUAAAAAACGCGAGGCAACGAAGCAGCGUAAGCGUGCUGAGCGAGAAGCGCAACGACGGGUCGAUGACGAUGAUGAUGAUGAUGAUGAUGAUGUCAAUGUUGCGCGCCACAAUGGCUCACCACAGCCAGGGACAUCGGGCAGCAGUGGGUCACUGAUGCAACAAAUGUGGUUCAACUCGGAGCAUCGGCUUCAGAUUGGGGCUGCGAACGCCCGAGACCGUAGAGCUAAGGCUAGAGCGGAAAAAAUGGACGAAGCUUGGGCCGCAGAACAAGAAGCCAGAGUCCAAGAAGCCGAAGCCGAAGCCAUAGCCGAAGAAGCCCAAGCCGAUGAUGAACCGGCUCAUCUUACCGAUGAUGAUGGUGGUGUUGCAUCCGAGGCCGACGACGACGGAGUCGACUACGAAAACGACAACGACGACAACGACGAAAACGACGAAAACGACGAAAACGACGACAGCGACGACAACGACGAAAACGACGAAAACGACGACAACGACGACAACGACGACAACGACGACAACGACGAAAACGACGAAAACGACGAAAACGACGAAAACGACGAAAACGACGAAAACGACGAAAACGACGAAAACGACGAAAACGACCAAAACGACCAAAACGACGAAAUUGACGAAAACGACCAAAACGACCAAAACGACGAAAUUGACGAAAACGACGAAAACGAAGAAGGGGAUGACGAUGGCGCAUAUUCGCCUCAACGAUUUGCUCUCCGAGGCGAUGAACCGUCUAUCCGAGUCUCCGAUUCAGAAGACGACAACGACAACGACAACGACAACGACAACGACAACGACAACGUGGCCAGUACAGCAACCACAAGUCUUGACGGUCCAGCCAUUGCUUUCAGUUCAAGCACAACAACAACACAGUCGACAGCGGUUGGUGGAAAUCAAAUGACAUUCUCUCAAAUUGAAGGAAUGAUCAACAAAUACACAUCGGAAUCGCAGGAGCAAGAAAAAGUAUUCAUCAAUCAGGCGACACAAGUGAAUUCAUGGGAUAAUCUGCUCAACAAGAACCACAAAAAGAUUGUCGAACUGAGUUUUGAUUUGGAAACAUUAAUGAGCCCUGAUUGCCCGCCACUAAAUGUUAUACAUCAAAGUGUGAUCCAUUCAACUCCCAAGACCGAACCACCCUUGCCAAAUCAAAAAGUAUCGUCGAUUAAAUCAACCAAAGAAUCGAAAUUAAUGUCACCAAAAAGUCGCACAUCAUAG
Molecule: messenger RNA, 5554 nt
Organism: Sitodiplosis mosellana (orange wheat blossom midge)
Lineage: Eukaryota; Metazoa; Arthropoda; Insecta; Diptera; Cecidomyiidae
Product: protein PFC0760c-like
Exons: 13
Coding region: 4121-5554 (477 amino acids)
Source: RefSeq, a predicted model, not a curated record